CAGGCAAUCAUAUAUACUGAACAAUUUAUGUUAUAUUUAAAAGUAAUUGUGCAUCGAGUCAGGCUUCCUAAGCAACCAAUUGGCCCGGUUGCUAGAGAGGGUAGAGUCACGUUGGGUUAACCUCCUUGUGGUCGCUAUAAUAUGGCUCGCUCAUGGUGAGUUGUGCAUGGAUGCCACAGAGAAUAGGGUGAAGCCUCCACACGCGCUAUGUCUCUACAGUAACUCACUCAACAAGCCACGUGAUAAGAUGCACGGAUUGAUGAUCUCAGACGCUGAGGCAACUGAGAUUCCUCCUCUGCUACCCGGACUGAGCCUUUGAAAAUAGUCGACUUGGAUCACAUUCACAGCACCCUCAAUAACACAGAUCAACAAUGUCCUCGACAUCACAAAAACACAAGGACUUCGUGGCAGAGCCCAUGGGGGAGAAGUCUGUGAUGGCACUAGCAGGAAUUGGUGAAGUUCUAGGAAAGAGAUUGGAAGAGAAGGGCUUUGACAAGGCAUAUGUUGUUCUAGGACAGUUCCUGGUACUGAAGAAAGAUGAGGAGCUGUUUCGGGAAUGGUUAAAGGAUACAUGUGGAGCAAAUACCAAACAGCAAGGCGACUGUUAUAGCUGCCUGCGCGAGUGGUGCGACUCUUUCCUGUAGUUUUUUUUUUUUGCUGUUGUAUCUUCAGAAUUUUUCUCCCCUUGUAUGUCGAAUACAUUUACCUCACUUUAUCAAACUGACUGUUUGGACAUUGUUUGGAUGUACCAAUACUAACAUUUUAGCCCAGAAUUGAACAUUGUUAUAUCACUUUAGAUGUGGACACUUAUAAGAUCACCGCUCCUUUUGUGUGUUGUUCAAAGCAUCAUUCAAUGUUGCGCACUGGAUGUUUAGUGUGGAGGGGAUUGGUUUAGUUUUUGACACAAGAUUAAUUUUAAUUGUUCUGUAUUUGAGCAUCAACAAAACAAAAUCCCUUUGCCAUGUGCGAUUCAGUUCAAAGGCUGCACAUAUUUGUAUGCACCAGUAGUGCAAACACACUGAUAACAUUUUCCUGGUAGCCUGCCUUCUGUUUAUUUUAAUGAUGUUUAAAGGUUUUCAUUGAAAACGGCCAAAUUGUAUCAAUGCUAAAAAGCUUUUAAAGUUUUAAGUUUGUCACUGUUUUUUUUAACAUCUAUUACCUUAAGGAUAACAUGCAUAAUGGUAUCAUAUGGUUUUAUGUCCCCAACCCCCAAAUUGUCUUUCACUAAAUUAAAAUGCCUUAAUGAAAUUAUGGAUUUGUUUUUAAUGCAUGUGUACUUCAAAAUGAGUAGACCUGUGAUUAAGAGUGUAGCCUUUUCACUGACACUGUAGAUGAUGACAUUUGCUGCUCUCAGAUGUUUUAAGUUGCUUCAUGGAUAGUCUGUGAAAAACACGACAUAUUUUUUGUAUGUCUUUAAAAUGUAUGGAGCAAUUUUUGAACCUUUGUGUUUUGGAUUUUAAUUCUUUUGAAAUAAAAUAUAGGUGUAAUAACAGGGAGUGGUGUUUGGGUUUGG
This is a messenger RNA of Myxocyprinus asiaticus (Chinese sucker), 1513 nucleotides long. RefSeq names its product BAF nuclear assembly factor 1 (gene banf1). Bases 372 to 644 code for a protein of 90 amino acids. The record is from RefSeq and is a predicted model, not a curated record. Lineage: Eukaryota; Metazoa; Chordata; Actinopteri; Cypriniformes; Catostomidae. The transcript is spliced from 3 exons. Gene Ontology annotation, molecular function: DNA binding.